This is a messenger RNA of Aspergillus luchuensis, 1248 nucleotides long. RefSeq lists its product as uncharacterized. Lineage: Eukaryota; Fungi; Ascomycota; Eurotiomycetes; Eurotiales; Aspergillaceae. The record is from RefSeq and is a predicted model, not a curated record. The coding region runs from base 1 to 1248 and encodes 415 amino acids. The transcript is spliced from 2 exons. Gene Ontology annotation, cellular component: mitochondrion.
AUGCUGAUGGAAAAACUUGAAGGCGUGCCAUUGAGCACUCAAUGGUUUACGAUGGAUAAUAAAGCCAGGGUAAAGAUUAUGAAGCAAAUAGUCGACUUGGAAAAGCAGUUCAUGAGUAUCCGCUCUCCGGCUAGCGGGGGUUUAUAUUAUCGCAAAGACUUAACACAAUUGCAACGUGCAAUCUCCCUAGCUGUGCAAGAUGACCAGCGCGGCCCUAGCGAAAUUGUGGUUGGCCCAACAGCGCAGCAUGAAUGGUGGUACAAAGAAAGAGCACGCUUGGAAAUUAAUCGUGGCCCAUGGAUUGAUUUUCGCUCAGCCUUUGAGGCUCCUGCAAAACGUGAACUUGAAUUCUGUAAACAGUUCGGCAGACCUCGCCUUCAUGUUGAACGAUAUUUGCGUCAGCUAUACGAGUUCAAGGAAGCACAGCCGGCAACUCACAUACAACUUCUCCUGGACUUUUUAAGGUUGAUACCUCAUCUGGAAGUCCCUUCAGACCAUCGCUUCUCUCGCCCUACCCUUCGGCACCCAGAUUUUUCACCGAAUAACAUUUUAAUUAACUCCUCCAAUGAUAUAUCGGGAAUUAUCGACUGGCAACAUGCUGUUAUUUUGCCGCUUUGUUUAUGCGCCGGUAUACCAGAUUAUUUUCAAAACUGGGGAGAUCCUUUGUCGGAGCGACUUGCGAAACCAGAGGUUCAUAUGCCAGACAAUUUCAAUCAACUGAACAAAUUUGAGCAAGCGACAGUUCAAGAGACUAUACGGAAACGCCUCGUCCAUUUCUAUUAUGCUGCGCUGACUAUGAAUCAAAUGCCAGAUCACUUCGAUGCAUUGAGGGAGGAGAAUUUAAUGCUGCGUGCGAAAUUAUUUAAACGUUCCAGUGCGCCGUGGGAAGGUGAUUCAUUGUCCCUCGAAUAUGCUAUAUUUCAGGCCUUUACAAAUUGGCCUAUGCAUUUCGAUGAUAUGGAACCUGCAAGUGCCGUUACGUGUCCAAUGCAGUUUUCAGAAAAUGAGAUCCAACGCAUCUUAAAAGACCAUGAUCGAGAACAAGAAAUAAUGGAAGAGCUAUCGGAAAUGAGAGAUCUGAUAGGUAUUGACGCUCUUGGCUGGGUUCCUGAUGAUGAGCAAUUAGGACGGUCGAAGGACGUCGUACGGCAGAUUAAGGCAGGCUUAGCGGAGCACUGCAACACAGAACUAGAGCGGACUGCGUUGCAAUCUCAUUUUCCCUUCGAUGAUCAUGAUGAGGAUGGCUAG